This is a messenger RNA of Octopus bimaculoides (California two-spot octopus), 493 nucleotides long. RefSeq names its product glutathione S-transferase. The record is from RefSeq and is a predicted model, not a curated record. Gene Ontology annotation, biological process: glutathione metabolic process. NCBI's taxonomy places the organism in Eukaryota, Metazoa, Mollusca, Cephalopoda, Octopoda, Octopodidae. Gene Ontology annotation, molecular function: glutathione transferase activity.
CUUUUGACAGUAGCAGGCACCCUGAAACAGAAGCUUCUUUUCACGUCUUGCCUGAACAUAUAUUUCAUACAUCUGCUAAACUAUGGUUCAAUACGAACUGCUAUAUUGGACUAUAAAGGGUCGAGGGGAAAUUGUCCGAGUGACUUUAGCGGCCGCUGGUCUGGACUUCAAAGAUACAAGGUAUACUCUGGAAGAAUGGCCCUCAUAUAAAAAUAGUUUCUACGGUAAAACCGUUUAUGAAGAAUACGUUAUUGAUGAAGUUGUAGAAUGUGUAAUGCAUAUUUUGAACGCUCUUAUUCAACUAGAAACCUGUACGGAAAGUUUGAAGAAGAAAGUGACAGAAAGAUACAAUGAAGUUUGUGAAAGAGUUCUUGAAUAUGUGGAAAGCAAGCUGGAACCUGGCCAGCUGUACAUAGUGGGGAAUUCCGUAAGUUUGAUGGUUAAAAUAUCCAUUAGCCAACCAACUUCUCCACCUACUAUUCCUAAUGCGUGA